Messenger RNA from Xyrichtys novacula (pearly razorfish), 7948 nucleotides. Lineage: Eukaryota; Metazoa; Chordata; Actinopteri; Labriformes; Labridae. The record is from the annotation of a GenBank genome assembly.
AUGCCCGAUCUGCAGCGCUUUAGUUUUCCAUACCAUAGCAUGAAUCCUUUGUUGGGGGCAAAUACGCAUCUCCAACAGCAUCCUCAGCAGAGCCUCACCUCCGGACACCCAGACUCCCCCUCAGGCCUCCUUCCCGACGCCGUCUUCGGUGGAUCCGACCCGGCAUCCUUCGGCAUCUUACUCGGUGAGCAACCCAGCCCAGGGCCUGAUCAUCCCGGGCCUGACUUCACCGCACCCUCCCAGGCUUCUUCUCCUUUCCUCCACCACUACCAGCACCGCACUGUGCCCAAUCCCCCCGCAGCCAUGGCUCUUAGAAACGACUUGGGAUCCAACAUCAGCGUCCUCAAAACUCUCAAUCUGAGGUUCAGAUGCUUUUUGGCUAAAGUGCAUGAAUUAGAGCGCAGAAAUAAGAUUUUGGAGAAACAGCUGCAACAGGCACUGGAUGCAAAUAAAGGCUGUCAAGGUGGAUGCUGCGAUGGUGGGGCGCAUACUCAGGAGGCAAGUGUGCAGACUGGAUUUGUUGGAACCAUACCCCUCAGGCCUGGAUCCCUCCCUUUCCAUAACACCAACAACUCAGCCAGGAGGCCUACAACGCUGUUUCCACCAUCAUUCGCCACCACCCUGCCACCUACAGCCACAGAGAGCUCCAAUUCAACCCAAACUAACCCGGCUAUCACCAUCAGCCAGGCUUCCCCCUGUGUGGACUCUCCUGGUUCUGGUUCAAGAAGUGUCACCAACACCAACACAGGCCAGGAAAGAUCUACCAACCCUCCUCCAAGGUUCCUCCCUGGAACCAUUUGGUCCUAUAAUCACACCCGCAAGUUGGGGCCCAGUACAGAGCGAGUAACCAGCCCAGGAGUGUCCUGGGUGCACCCUGAUGGAGUUGGGGUCCAGAUUGACACCAUCACCCCUGAGAUAAGAGCCCUGUAUAACGUCCUGGCCAAAGUGAAAAGAGAGCGGGAUGAGUAUAAACGCAGGUAAACUUUUUCCAUUACACCUUUAAUAACACACAUUCAUGCUGAGUGUGUCGUGUUUUUAUGAGUGUAUUUUACUGUAUGGAGGAGGCAGAGCUGUAAAGCAGCUGUAGACCAGCUGUCUCCAACACAGGCAGCGUCAGCACAUUUCCCCACCAUCCAUCACCUUCUGUCUGACCAUGCAUCCAAUCCAUGUCCAAGCACAGAGGCAGGUGCUGCAGUCAGGAAUACGCCCAAAUGAUUAACACAUCACAGGCUAAAUAUAAAGAGGGAUCAAGGUCAAAACUAAGUUGAGACAAGUAAAGAACAAAAGCUCACCCAUGGAUACCUUUAUCUACAGGUACAUCUGAGAAAACACACCGUAAUUAGGAGCCUUUGUUGUCCAGGGAAUGUUUACUAACUAAACUAAUGAAAAUAAAAGAGGCUAGUUGGGUGUAGAGUGAAGAAAAAAAGCAUCAUAUUACUGUAAAAGCAUCUGAAGUCAUGCAAUUUACUGGGAACUAUUGACAUUUAAAUUAGAUUAAAAUUUUAAAGAAUAUGUCUUCCUCUGCAUAUUUAAUUUUUUGACUAUUAAUCAUUACAUUUUAGGGUCCAAAGACAUCACCAGUCUUAAAACUUCUUUCUGCACUUUAUAGACGAAAUAAUUGAUUAAUCAAAAAUCAACAGAGGCAGACAACAGAAAGCUUUCUUUCAGGGCACAUUUCCCUUUACACUCUUGUUUUGAUAAAUAUCCCACAUCUUGUGAACUCUGCCUUGAACGUGGAGGUCUACAUGACAGCUCCUGAUUGAUUAUUAUCUGUCUGAGGUGAACUAAAGUAGUUCUCAUCAUUCAUCAUUGUAUUCCCCCCGUGUAUUAUAUCCAAAUGAGCAGCCAUGCAUUCUCCACAGAGGAGAAGACCCUGAGCACAGGAUAGAGGCUUCUUUGUGAAUGAGGGGACCAGGACAGCCCAAACGGCCCUAUCGCUGUGUGAAACAUCAGACACGUGAUUUGAUUGAGUAGGGACUCCUGAGGAAGUGAUUUGCUGACCUCGGUAUAGAAAGUUAACGUCUUUGUUUUCUGUUAACUGUGGAUCAUGGUGUGUGGUCACAUCUGAGUCUGUUUAUUAUGAAUCAGAUAUUCACUGAAUGAUAAAAGGAAACAGUAUUUUUGAAAGUCAUUCUGUUACCUCUGUGAUUUUUUAACAUUUUUCUGUUUUUCUAAACUCGGCUAUGAGUCAUUUUAUCUGUUAGCUUUGUUGCAUAUUUCCUCUUUUUCAAAGUUUUAAUCCUCCUCUAGCUUUCUGUUCAUGUCACGUGUUUCUCUUAUCCAAGGGCAGCAUAUUUUUCAUAUAUUCUUCUUAUGUAUUUUUAUUUCAUUCUUCACCCCUUUCCCACUUUUCCCACCACACUCCUCAUGUAAACCCCAGCCAUUAAACACUUCCUCUCACUCUCUCAUGCACUCCCCCUUGCCUCUCUUCCUCGCUGUGCAUCCCCCCUCUCCACUUUCCACACUUUAUCUGCAAUGCAGCAUGCACUGCAAGCUGUAACUGCUGGAUGAGGGUUUGGCAUCUCUGCCUCCUGCAGGCUCUCACCUUACUGAUCAGACAAGCAUCCUCUACGACAACAACGACUCCUCUUUCAUGACUCAGUUUCUCUCCGAUUAAGUAUUCCCAAAAGGUGGAGACGUGCCGCAGCAUUUUGCAUUUCUAACAGGAUUUAUAUAAGGGGCAACAGACUCUGCAGUAAAUGGAUUUCCCCUGGGCACAUGUGUAGUGUGGAGUCAUCUGAGACCUACAAAUGCAGGAUUUCUGCUUGGGCCUUUAGAUAUCUUGAAGUUAAGGUGUGCGGGACAGUCGUUCAACAAUGAUUGAGGGAAUAAGCAAAUCAGUCACACAGACUUUGACUUUGCUUCUAUUACAGCUGUAUGUGGGAGUUAAAGAUGCUUUUUUUUGUCUUGUAAACAACAAAAGUUAUUUCUAAAGUUGUGAUGUGUAGUAAUUGAUGGUAUUUAGCGGAACAGAUUUAGGAGGGUGAAGAAAAUAUCACAAGUAUAUUUGAAAUAGUGUAUAAUCACUGUUUUUACAUUGAAAUAUUAUACAGACUGUACCUUUAAAUCCACAAAACAGCUCUUUAGUGCCAACAAUUAUCAAAACUCCAGCAGAACCCCUGUAAGUGAGCUCAUUUCCAGAUUAUGCUGUAUGUUUUAGGACAAUCUGGUCUCAUGAAUCCUGCUGUAUUGAUUUAGUGCUGAUAUACUGGAGUAGAGGUCAGAAAUAGCUCAUACUGCAGCAAUACCAAAGUGGAUUUAAAAUCGUUAAAAAACAGUGUUAUCAUUGUUAAUUCAGUUCUCUUAAGCAUGUAUCCAAAGAAGUUUCAUAGGCUCUAAAUUAAGCAUAGUUAUACACUCCACCUAACGCUGAUUUAACAAGUCCAGUGUUUUUGUUCGAGUUAGAUUACAGUGGUAACUUUUCUUUUCUGAAUCUGACGUUAUGUGUCUAAUGGAACUUGAUUAUUAUUGAGGGAAGGCAUGGUGAGACAGAUGCACUGAAGUGGUUGAGUCAUGGGUCAGUUUAUAGCCUGCAUGCCUUUCCAAGCGGGUCCAGGAGAGGCAUGAGCAGCUGAAUAAAGAGAAUAUCUACAUCAGCCAAGUAUGCAACACAAGAGUGCUCUCUGUUUACCUUGAUGGAUGAAUAAUUUCCUCCUGUUUCUGUGCUUUUUAGAUGGGAAGAGGAAUACACAAUGAGGAUGGAUCUGCAACAGAAAAUUGCAGACCUGCAAGAGGUAACAAUAUGUAGGCAUUGCUGUGUCUGUAUAUGUAUGUGUAGGUUAUCAGAUAUGUGAGGCCAGAAAUGCAGUCCUCCUUAAAAGACACCGUUUGGACUCUUUACACCACGCAUGUCUAAACUAUUCGACAAAGGGCCAGUGUGGCUGCAGGUUUUUUUUUCCAACCAAGCAGCAGCACACCAGACAUGAUUCAUUUCAUCAGCUGAUCUCAGUCUUCAGACAGCUGAUUGGUCAGACUGCGUGCUCUUGAUUGGUUGGAAGAAAAACCUGUAGCCACACCGGCCCUCUGUGGAAUAGUUUGGACAUGCCUGCUUUACACCUUUUUACAGCAACAUCCGCCCAAAUCAUUAAAAUGACAAAAAUAAAACUGAACAGAUGAAAGUAUGGGCAUCAUUAAACUUGCAACAUCAGGAGGGAUGAAAGUACAGCAGCACUGAGUGCUCACUUUACUGGCAUUGAUAACUUACUUUGUGUAUUACUUUGCUUUUGCACAUUUGUUCAAUCAGAUUCAAGUUACACAACAGAUCUAUUUGUCUGCCUCACUCACCUGCUCUCAGGUCGACAACCAUAUUUGUGCUUCCUGCAGCUGUGGCUUUGUAAACCCGUGGUUUGUAGGUUUCCUGAGUGAGUCUGUGUCGGGGGGUUGUUUAAAUAGGUGAGAGCGUGCACAUCCUUUCACAUACAGUACCUGCUGUGCUGGAAAGCCCGUGAACUAUUGCCAGGAAUUUGUGCUGCAUUUAGCCGGCAGAACCACAAUGGCAUGACACCACAAGCAGCCAAACACUGCAGCUUUGAAAUGCCAGACCAGUAUUGUAAAACACAUAAAUAAGUCAACAUGGGGAGAAGGGAAUUUACGAAGACAUCAGACACAGUUAGAGCUCCCAUGAGAUUACUCUCCUGGGAUUAAUAAUGUUUGAGCUUUUUCUCGAUACAAGCUUGUAUUUUGUUAAUAACCUCUGCAUGUUGUAACUUCCCACGAGAACAAAUCUUUGAUGUUUACAAUCUAUCUCUGUGGGUGUGCUUCAACGUGAUGAGCCCUGCAUGUCUUUUUUUCACGUGUGCAGGACCUGCAGGAGAGUGAAGGCUGUCAGGAUGAGCUGGCCCUCAGAGUUCAGCAGCUUAAGGCUGAGCUGGUUCUCUUUAAAGGCCUUAUGAGCAAUGUAAGUGCAAACGCUCAAACACUAGUUUUACAUUGCACUUAAUCAGAGAUGUGCACAUAUAAAGCAAUCUUACAUCUCUCUGACUAUGCCCUUCAAUUCUUAAAACAAUCUCGUGAUAAAACUACUGCAUAGUUAUUUUUUAUACUCAUGAAGAAGCUUGUACUAAAUAUCUAGAAGUCAUGAUAAGAGCUGAAGGUUUCAGUAUUUUCCGUUAAGUUUACGCUCCCUCUGCCUUGCCUGACUCUACAGAACUUGUCAGAGUUGGACAGUAAGAUCCAGGAGAAGGCCAUGAAGGUAGACAUGGACAUCUGCCGCAGGAUCGAUAUAACCGCCCGGCUCUGUGACGUAGCUCAGCAGAGGAACUGUGAGGAUGUGAUCCAGAUGUAUCAGGUACCGGGAAAACAACUUUCUGUUUUAUAUUUCCAUGAUUUUGUUUUAUUGGAAUACACUGAGCCACUUCUGGUCUUCUUUAUUGAUAGUGAUGGUUUAAUUCCCAAUCUGAUCUCUGCAGGUUCCUAAUAACCAAACUUCUCUAAACUGCCGCCGAAAACAAACCCCUCUGUCCUUCAAUGGGAGCGAGUGUGAUGAACCUGUCAGCACCUCUGAGAGCGACGGGGGCGUGGUCAAAGAGGAGGAGCACUGUGGCCAAUCAUCAGCCAAUCAGAUAAACGAGGAGAUGCAGAGGAUGCUUAACCAACUGUGAGUGCUCUGACUUUUAAAGCUGAUGAGUUUAAUAUCAGUUCCCCGCCCUCUUUCAUGUGCUUCUCCUUUUUUUAAUUUUGAAGUCGAGAAUGUGAGUUUGAGGACGACUGCGACAGUCUGGCCUGGGAGGAGACCGAAGAGACGCUGCUUCUCUGGGAGGACUUUCCAGGAUGUGCUUUGCCCCCUGAUCCGACCCACCCACCUGGAGAGGUAGGAUUUGAUCACAUGACCUACUUCAGUAACGACUUCUGAACCUUAACGAUCAAUGUGUCAAAAAGAGAAGUAGAGAUGUGUAUAGUUUAAUUUUAUCACAGCUGUUUCUGAUAAUGUUCAAACCAAGAGAAAAUUCAGAUUUUUCAUGAUACAAGGAAACAAAAUGUCUAUACACUCACGUACAUCGGGGUCUUUACCCGAAUCUAUAUUGUACAUUUUUCUAUAUAAACACUUUUAAUGGCGGCGCACUUCAUAAAAUAACUUUAAGGAAGAUUUCGACAUCAGGAGAGAAAUUUAAGCUGCCUGAUAUGAUGGUCGGUACAAAUUUGUCUCAAGGGAUUAUUCAGCCAGAUCACCAAGUGACCUUCACUGCUCUUCAAGGCUGUUUCAGGACAAAGCACUGCAAGCACACACACACACACACACACACACACACACUCACACACACUCACACACACACAGGACCGUUGCGGUGUCUGGCCUCUGCUGGUAUAGAGUGUGUUUGUUUCCAAGAAAUCCAUGUAGGUAUUUGUUUUCAAUCAGCCUGCUGUCCUUCUGGGGGAGUGGUUGCAUGAGUCAGUGAAAUUUGAGCUGAAUGGAGCAUAAAACCAGCUGUGUUUUUUCACCGUCACGUGAAUUCACCUAGUAUCUGACUGUUGUUGAUCAGCAGAAUGUUUCUGUAUGUGUUUCCGUUGACUCUUUCCCUCUUCUCUCGUCCCCCUACAGGAGGACUGUCUAGAAAAAGUGAUUAGUGAUACAGAAUGCCUGUUCAAGUCCAGAGAGAAGGAGUACCAAGAGACGAUUGACCAGAUUGAGGUCAGACACGUCUUCUGUACUUUUGGAUCAUGAAUGUGUUAAAUCACACCUGUCUGUUGAACACAGAUUUUCUUUGAACAGUACUUAGUUUCCCACAAAUUCACUAAAGGUGAUUUACGUGAUGACUCAGCAAUAAGUUGCUGAGUUGAUGACUCAGUUUUUCUGUUUUUGAGGCGUCUUCUCACGGUGUAUCAUCAUGCUGACUAAGUUGAAUAUUGACGACAUCACAAAGCAUUUGUGGCUUCAGCUUCUGUAGUUCAUUUAUGUUGAAUUCCACACACAUUUUUAAUUACUCAAAAUUUCCCACUGAGCAAUAGACGGCUAUUAGACAUCACGUUUUUUUUAGACCUGAUCUAGAUUCUAUGUAUUUUUGGACAGAAUUUAGACGUUGCACUUUAAGCCAUUAUUCAAUAACUUUUUAUUUCAAAAAGCAACUGUGAGUUGUAUAACUGAUCACCAAGUACUUCACCAAAACAAUUAUGAUAGCCGUUGAGUUAUAUACAGUGUAGUAUAGAUAAAGCCCAGAUUUAGGCUUGGUCUAAACUUAGUCUAGAUUUAGACGUCUAAAAAAACUUUCAUUUUUAGACCUGUGGUAGCCUGAUUUUAGACCAGUCGUCUAAGACCAAAAAAUGCUCAGUGGGUUGUUAUUUACUCUGCACACCUCCAUAGAUGUGUUUUCUUUAUGGUGAACACGCAAUUAAAGUUUGUAAUUUAGUUUAAAGGAUAGUGAUGACGGUCGUGUUUUUUUUUCUAAAUCCAGCUGGAGCUUGCAACAGCAAAAAGCGACAUGAACAGACAUCUGCACGAGUACAUGGAGAUGUGUUCGAUGAAAAGAGGACUGGAUGUUCAGAUGGAGACCUGCAGGAGACUCAUUACACAGAGUGGAGACAGGUACACACAUUCACAAUCACUCCUGUCUGUUCAUACCCAGACCUUCUAUUGUCAGGCUUUACUGUACGGGCUUUCAAGUUUUCUAUCCCUGUCAGUAUUAUUUAAAUGUUGAAUGAUAUUGGGUCUACAACACAGUAUGAUAUAAAUACAGAUUCAUAUGAGCACAUUUCAAGUUGUUUUUUAAUGUGUUUAUCUAUCGUAUGCCAAAAAUAUAAAAAUCUACCAACAAUGACACCUACUACCUAUAUGACCUUUGCAGUUGCCAUAUUACAAAAUAAAAAGAGUAGCAUGUAAGAGUCGUACUGUAUUUUGAAAGUCAUUGUUUUGUCCUCUCACAGUAACUCUGCAGCGCCUGCAUCUUCUGACGACAGCGGUCAGAGAGACAAUGACAGCUCGUCAGCCUCACCGCCGAGCAUCGGGAGAUCUUGA